UUCAUCCUCUAUUCUUCGGCUUUCCCAUCUCCAAUCGGCAUCAUCACAGCCAUUCUCAUCAUCUACUACUCUCAUCCUCUCUCGAACUCGGCCAUUGAGCCCAUUUCCCAUCACCGACUGCCACAUCUCUGAUCGCGCACUGUGCGCCCACCGGACACCCGUUACGUCAUCGCAAUGGACCCCAAUCCCGUUCCUGGAGCUGUCCCAGCCGCAGCUGGCAUCGACAAAGCUCCCGAGACUGUCGCAACCACUACCGCCAUCACCGACGCGGGUGAGAAGCCCACAGAGACUGUAGCUUCGGAGACGAAGCCAGUCGAGGAAAAGAAGGACGAGGUCGCACCAGUCCCAGAGACAUCAGCUACUGAGGCUGCCGAGCCCGCCAAGCUGGCGGAUCCUCCUGCGCUGGCCCCACCGGCCGAUGCGCCAGCUGCACCAGCUGCGGCCGAAGCUACCGCCGAUGUGCCCAAGCCGGCCUCCGUCGAAGAAAUUCCCGACAAAGACGGGCCUCUUGCGACGACGGGAACCGAGGAGCCGAAGGUCAAUCCCGCUGAACAGCCUGCUGAGAAGCCGGCCGCAACCUCUGCACCCGUUGCCGAGCCUGUCAAGGAAUCUGUCGAAGAGCCUGUUCCGCAACAGAUACUCAAGGCGCCAGCGGUCGAGGAAGAGUCAGUCAAGGAACCAAUCGUUGAGAAGCCUGAAGUCACCAAUGGCGCUGCGACUAAGGAUGUCGAGAUGACCGGUGCCCUCAAUGACGCCGAGCCCACCGGUGCCGGAGAGCGCGAGGCCGCGCCGCAGGCCAAGCCGAGCAACAAGCGCAAGGCGGAUGACCUAACCGAAACCAAUGGUACCAACGGAACCAAUGGUACCAAUGGCGUUGAGGCUGUCGAGGCUACUCCGGAAGAAAAGCCCGCAGAGAAGAAGGCCAAGAGGGGCCCUGGCCGACCCCCUUCAAACGGCGCUGCGAAGCAAGUAAAGGAGAGCCCCAAGAAGGAGAAAGAGUCUUUUGGCCAUAAGGUUGCCAGCAAGGUUAAGAAGGUUCUGCACUCGCCCGGUCAAACUCAGCGUAAGACUCGCUCUCAAGGCCCCGUCUAAACGGGCCACGCGGCGAGCCUGAUGCUUCUGAGGCACGUACCCGUAUCGCCUCGGAAUUUCUUGAAUGUCGAUUUAGGGUCCCAUGGA
Molecule: messenger RNA, 1179 nt
Organism: Colletotrichum godetiae
Lineage: Eukaryota; Fungi; Ascomycota; Sordariomycetes; Glomerellales; Glomerellaceae
Exons: 2
Coding region: 175-1092 (305 amino acids)
Source: RefSeq, a predicted model, not a curated record